AUGGCAAACCAAACCUCGGGGGUCAUUUCAGCGGGGUUCCCACAAAUUGAUGGAUCGAUAUUCACGAAUUCGCUCAUCAAUCCACAUGGAAUCAAAACCAACCCAGUCAAUGCCAUCGUUAUGCCAAUUUUCAACGCUUUGGGCAUUGUCGUCCUGUACCUUCCAAUGCGAGACUUUUAUCGAAAAGGCAACUUUGCAGCUUGUAGCAUGAUUGCUGCCACUGUAAUGUUGAACCUCUACCAAUUCCUCAAUGCAGUUAUAUGGCAGAACGAUGACCAGUCAACAUGGUUUUCAGGCGUGGGACUUUGCGAUAUUCAGGUUUACAGCAGAUACAUGUUUACUACCGCUCUGUUGACGACCAUAGCAUGCUUCAUCAAGAACCUUGCGGAUGUCUUCAACACCGAUAAUCAUGUGGUUGCUAUUACUUCUGCAAUGAAACGCAAGAAGCUUAUCGUUGAUAUUCUUUUUUGCUGGUUUCUUCCUGUCGUGCAAGUCAUUGUACACUACAUGAUUACUCUCGGCCGAUUUGCAGUCUUUCCUGUAUAUGGAUGUUAUCAUGAGAUGGAUAAUUCAUGGCCAUAUAUUGUGGUAUACUUGAUAUGGGGCCCAAUCUUCACUUUGGUUGCAGCUUUCUAUGGUAGUAAGUUUUCACCCUUCCAAAAUUCGAAAACAGAAAGACAAAUACUGACAUUACAGUCCUACUACUCCGAGGACUCUACCGCUACCGAUCAACCAUCAGCAUCACCCUCGCUAGCAGUGGUUCUGGAAUGAAUUCCAGAUACUUCGUAAAGGUCACUAUGAUCGCCAUCGUCCUCCUAUUAAUGUGGAUCCCUUGUCAAUUUUACUACCUCAAACUCCAAAUACCUCCAUUCAUACACGCCUACUCUUGGUCUGCAAUCCACGAUCCCGAGGCCUGGAAUCCUAUCGCAUACUACCCCACAGCAUUAAACACUCAAUUCCAAUACAAUGGCUGGUCAGAUGUCGCGGUAUCAUUCGUGUUCUUCUGUUUCUUUGGCUUUAACAACGACGCCAUCGAUACAUACCGAAAAUGGAUGGUCAAACUCGGGUUUGCUAAAUGCUUCCCUUCGCUUACAGAACCCCGUCAUCCACCAACUCGUCACGGAAGCUCGGUUUCCGGGAGUUCUCUGGGAGGAAGAUUGGAUAUCGUAGGAAAGGCAAUGAGAUUCUUUGAUGGCUCUAGAAAGGGCAGUCAAGCCACUGAUACAGCGACAUUAAGUUCUCCAUGUCAAUCUAGGAAAGGCUCACAUGGGACUUUUCGUCAUGCUUCUACCUGUACGGAACAUGAUCUUAACACGCAUCUACCACGAAUUCCCGAAGUUGGCUCGCCGCAUUUGUAUCCUUCGCCACAUGCUACUAAGAUUGUUCGACGACCACUUUUCGCUACACUUCGGACCCAUAUCAAUCUUCCUUUUCCACUCUUCCCCUUCAAAGGUUCGAACCGUCAGUCUUCUCCUUCACCUGUUGGACAUGGAAAUACCGAGACACUUGCUUGCGAGAGAUGUGGAUAUCGAGCAGCAGCAGGAAACCUGGAUCUAGAAGCCCAACGUCAUCAUCCGUCUACUCCAUCGAAUCAUGUUGUUUCACCGCCACAUAAUGUGGUUCUGAGAACGGAGAUUUGGAGUGAUACAGGCAAGUUCUUUGAUCAUGUUUCUCAGGCACAGGAAAAUAUCGAUCGAGAAAAAAGAGGAUUGAAGAUGGGAACUCGGGCUUAUCGAGAACGAGAGGAGCGGGAGUAUGCGGAGGAGGUUGGAGAGAGUUCUGGGAAUGGAGGAGGAGUCGUAGUUGAAAAGAUGAUGGAGAGAAGAGAGAGUGAAGCUAGAAAGUAGCGAGGGAGCUACCUACAGACUGUGCUUUUUUUCUUUUGUUAUUUGGUAGGAAAAAACGCUGAUGAAGGGGGUAUAUGCACGAUGAAGUCCCUUUCUUUCUUCUUUUUGAGCGUUGUACACACGAUAUUUCGCUUUCUGUGGAUACUAGUAUUUUUUAAUUUGAGAACCAAAAAUACCUUCAUUUCAC
Hymenoscyphus albidus is the source of this 2034-nucleotide messenger RNA. The record is from the annotation of a GenBank genome assembly. Lineage: Eukaryota; Fungi; Ascomycota; Leotiomycetes; Helotiales; Helotiaceae.